AUGCUCACGUGUCUCGCAGGUAAGCGAUGUACCUCCACUGGUCGUAAGUGUGAUGGGUACGAGUUCCCCAAAGAGACACCAGGAAGAUCAUCAUCCUCGUCCACAUCAUCGCCACCGUCGCGUUCUUACCCAGUUGCUCAGUAUCUAUUUCAACCCGACUCCAUCUCCAAACCGGUUCCAGGCAACACGCAGGAGCGUCGUAUCUUCCAUCGCUUCCAAUACUGUACAGUGCCUCUCCUUACUGGUGGUUCUGAAGCCGGAUUCUGGAGCAAACUCGUACUGAAGGUGGGCCUGGAGGAGACCGUUGUCCGCAACGCCAUUAUCGCACUGGGCACGCUACAUGAGGAUUAUCAAGAGCGGAGUGGCAGGUACUCGCCCCAGCUGAUCGAGGACAACAGCUACCGGCACGCCUUAUCCCUCUACGGCGGUGCACUGAGGCAGCUCAACCAACGACUGAACGAGCCAUCCAAACUCAACGCCAAGCUCGCCAUCGUCGCCAGUAUAUUAUUCGCCUGCUUCGAGGUACUCCGUCGCAAUAACAUGGCUGCAGUUAUCCAUUACCAGCAAGGCAUGAGAGAAUUGUUCCGCCAGAUGAACCUCCCCGAGAGCGACGACACCUCUCUGGUGGCCUCCGAUAAACAAGCAACCUUCCGAGAGAUUCCAGAGAAUGAAAUCGACGAGUUGCUACGAGUCUUUGCGCGCUAUGAUAUCCAGGCUUGCACCUUCUCGAAGGAACGCGCCGAACCUUUGUCUACCCACAUCACACUACCUCGGGUGCUCCCCACUGAUAUGACUCUGAGCCAAGUUCGUUAUCACCUGGAUAACCUGCUGGUAUCUGUAUAUCAGCUUAUCAAGUCCGAUGUUCGAAUGUAUCGGUAUUGGGACGCAGACUCGGUGCCUUUAGAAUGGCGGACACGGACCCAAGAAGCAAUCACGACAUUCGAUACGUGGAUGGCGGCAUUAGAGGACUUCUUCACGUCUAAUAGCCAUCAAUUGACGAAUAGUGACAUCAAGAGUCUGCUGGGGAUGAGGCUACAGAUCAAGACUGCAGUGAUUAUGCUCAAAGUCUGUAUCGAUUGCGGGCCUGAAAGUGUGUUCGACAACUUUACGGACGAUUUCGAAGACAUGGUGUCCAAGGUCGAACAGAUGACUGCGGCUCUUGGCAUACAAGAAGCCAAGCCAUUGGAGAUGGAAUUGACACCAUUUACCAUGGAGCUUGGCAUCGUGCAUCCCCUGUUUUUCGUCGCGUGCAAAUGCCGCGACUGGGAUCUUCGGCGCAGAGCGAUUAUGCAGCUCAAGCGAGCUGGAAAAGAAGGCGUAUGGGAGGGUCCCAUCAUGGCCGUGCUGGCAUCCCGCAUCAUGGAACUUGAAGAGGAAGGUCUGUCGUUUGGAGAGGCAGUACCCGAAACACAGCGACUUCACGAUAUUAAGAAGAAUGUCGACUACGACAACCGACAGAUAUUCAUGGAAGCCACCAAGGCACUCGAUACGACAUGGAACAAUUUUACCAUUCUCCGAGAGGUGGUUACCUUUUGA
Exophiala spinifera is the source of this 1536-nucleotide messenger RNA. RefSeq lists its product as uncharacterized. The transcript has a single exon. The coding region runs from base 1 to 1536 and encodes 511 amino acids. NCBI's taxonomy places the organism in Eukaryota, Fungi, Ascomycota, Eurotiomycetes, Chaetothyriales, Herpotrichiellaceae. The record is from RefSeq and is a predicted model, not a curated record.